AUGACUGCAGCCCCGAUGCAGUUCAGUGGCCCUAACCAACCACCCCAGCCUCCCGUCCCGAGCCAACUGUCUUUCCGACUCCACCCCUCGAUACCGUCCCGGGCAAUCCAAAACGGGGCUGACCAACUGGUGGCCCUCAUCAACAAGGAGAAGGCUCCGCUCCUGGACGAAAUUCAGAGGCAGAAAACCCAGAUUACUGAGCUGCGGCUCGCGAAGGGGACCCAGAACGACGCGACAUCGAGGCUGGCCGCUGAAUUGGAAGACACCAAACGCAAGUUCGCCGAGCUGCAAGCCAAGUACGACGCGCAUGUUCAGGCGACCGCAAUCAGUCAAGGAAGCCGCAACGAGGAUGCCCUCUUCCAAGCUCAAUGCGAGCUCGCAUCCAGAAAAUGGCGGUCGGAGCUCCAGGAAUUGGACGCGAAGGAGGCAGAGAGCAAGGCUGAGCGGCUCCAGAAUGCAAACGCGAACAUCAAGAACGCUCUGCAGAAACAUGGGAUUCAGAUGUCGUACACCGAGGGCCCCAGUGGGUCCGUCUCUCUAUCGUUCCACGAGAACAUCUCUCGGGUUAUGUCCGACGUCCUGGUAGAAGCGAAGCGUCGGUGCAUCCUCCCUCCGCACCUAGACGCGUCUUCACUCGAAGCGAGUAACCUCACGCUAGGCGAAUUUGCGGCGUUGGUGGAGAGUGUUGUUCGGCGUUCCAGGGCAAGCGAGGUGAGGCUCAUUGAGUCGUUGAGGGCUGGAAGGGAGAAAGGCUGGUCCAUCGCGCAGUGGAUGGAGCAUGCUUCGAGAGCUGGCGCUGCGGAGAGGCAGAACCGCGCGUUCGAUAAUGGUGCUGCCUGA
Coprinopsis cinerea okayama7#130 is the source of this 840-nucleotide messenger RNA. RefSeq lists its product as hypothetical. The coding region runs from base 1 to 840 and encodes 279 amino acids. The transcript has a single exon. NCBI's taxonomy places the organism in Eukaryota, Fungi, Basidiomycota, Agaricomycetes, Agaricales, Psathyrellaceae. The record is from RefSeq and is a predicted model, not a curated record.